This is a messenger RNA of Oldenlandia corymbosa var. corymbosa, 667 nucleotides long. Lineage: Eukaryota; Viridiplantae; Streptophyta; Magnoliopsida; Gentianales; Rubiaceae. The record is from the annotation of a GenBank genome assembly.
AUGGAGAUUCCGGUCAUGGGUGAUUCGUGUACACUACAAAUGAUGAUGGAGGACAUACAAGACGCAUUUCCGCCACCGCCGCAGUUACCGUCAGAUGUCUUAGCUGAACCCGAGAGCGAUAUUGAAGCGCCGCGGCCGCGGCCAGCUCCGUCGUCUCCACACGAAGCAGAGCUUCCUCCGCCGGGGAUCCGAACUCCAAACCGGAACCUUCUGCCCCGUCCUAGAACCGGAAAUCGACCCCGGCCGCCUCAACAACAUCCCGAAUGGCUCAAUUUAAUCAUGGGUUUUGGUUUUGCGGCGAUAGGAUUCCGGUCGCAGUGCCAAAAUUCCGGCUGCCUGAAAUCCUUUAGCUUCCACCUGGCUUGCCUAUGUUUAGUCUUGGCUUUAUCGGCUUUGACGGUGUCCAAAUACAUCACUGAGAAUCAACAAACGGUGGCUGAAUUCCUGGAAUACGCCGGAGUUUUUUCUGGGUUCACCGCAUUUUUUGUUGCCAUAACCCCCACUUUUCCCCUGUUUCUCCAGAUCAUUUCUUGGUUUGUGUAUGUACUGUCAAUCGCCGUGAUCAUCUUUUCCCACUUGUAUUUUUCUUAGAUUGCACUAGAAAUUCAAGUGUGGCUUGGAUUCAUUGCACUAGAAUUUAACAUGUUUAGUCAAUUGACGAUGAAGG